Molecule: messenger RNA, 1757 nt
Organism: Durotheca rogersii
Lineage: Eukaryota; Fungi; Ascomycota; Sordariomycetes; Xylariales; Xylariaceae
Exons: 2
Coding region: 302-1720 (472 amino acids)
Source: RefSeq, a predicted model, not a curated record
ACCCAUCAGAAUCUUCCUGCUGGGCUUCAGCCUUAAAAAAAAAAAAACACGAGAGAUAUCUCGGGUCGGCGAACCCGCAGUACGCGACCUAAAUAAGGAUUCCUGCUAGUGUUGAUCUUUUCCCUGUCAGCUUGCGCAACUAAGAAUAGGACUUCUUCCUCUCUACCCCGCUGCAAAGAGUGACGCACUUGAGCGGUGAAUACUUCACCCACUUAAUUGGCAAACCCCUCUUCUUCGCUUGUCCCUCAAUCAAUCUCUUCGAACGCAACCAAGAACAACCACCAAGAUUCAGACUCGGGAUAUGGCGUACAGAUCUAGCCGGAGAGACGUCGACGACGACUAUGAGCCCUAUGAGCGACGUCGCAGCCCGCCGCGCAGGGCAGGCGUGACCGUGAGGGAAUAUGAGGAUAUAGAUGUCCAACCCCGCGACCGAGACCGAGCAGACCGUACCCCCGCAUUUUUAAGGGAGGAUGUCAGGAGGACUGAGGCUGGUGCGCUUGUUUUACGCCAGCGGGAGGUCGAGUCGGUUGACCGCCGACGUGCUCGUAGCCCUAGCCCUGUUCGGUACCAGCGCUAUGUGGAGAGGGGUCGUGAGCGGGAGCCUUCGUUGCCCCCGAUGUCUCGACAAAGAUAUGUCGAACACUCGCCCUCCCCUCCCCCAGCGGCUGUGCGGGUAGAGUCUCGUACGAUUGAGAGGCGACGGGAAAGGUCGCCGACCCCGGAUAGGGAGCACGACUAUAUCCGCCUCCGCAUCGAGCGCGAGAAAGAGCAGAGAGCUCCCUCGCCGAGCCCAUCACCUCCGCCGCCGCAGCCUCAGGUCAUUCGCGGACCGACUAUUGAGCGCGAAGUUAUUACGCACUAUCGGGACAUUGAUCACGGCGUCGAACGAGUGAAGCCUCCGACGCCGCCGCCACCACCCCGAACAGCGCCCCCUCGGGUUAAGGAGCGUGACCUUGAUAUUGAUAUCGAUAUCCGUCGCAAUGAGACUGAUGUUGAUAUCCGUCACCGUACACGAUCCCGAUCUCGUCCGCGUGAGCGUCCUCUGCCUCCGCGUCGGCAGCCAACAUAUUAUGACGAGGACGACUUGGUGUAUGAGAAGGACCGCGAUUCGCUUCGCGUAAUUGAGACUCACCGACGUGCACACUCUGCCGCUCCCCGGCCAGAUUACACGGAAGAAGCCGAGUAUAUCACCGACAAGAUCGACGCCCGCGGUCGCAUGGGAGAAGCUCGGAAUGGCGUCACCAGAGACUGGACUAUUAUCGAUGUGCCUCCCGGCACGGAACGCGUGCAAAUGGAUGGCGUCGGCGGCGGCGCCGCUGAGGUGACCUGGCAGCGAUACAACGGCGUGCGACGCUCUAGAUUCAUUCCCGACCGUGAAGGAACCCCCCUCAGCGCCGUGAGCGAGCCGAUUCGGGAACGCGACCAAUCGCGGGAGCAAGAACGGCUCAGCGUGCAGAUCUAUGAUAAACGUGAAAGGUCCCGCGAUCGCGACGUAGACAUUGAAGAAAUCACGGACAGGAGGAUUACCAUCCGCAAUGAUGACAGAGUUCCACCUAGGAAACGCAACGACAUGUGGACUGAAAUCACCAAGGACCUCGUCGUUCGCGAGGCGAUUGAGAAGUUGGGAUACGAGUAUGAGGAGACUGAUUGGUUUUUCUACGUCAUGCAAUACUUGCGCUACGUAAGUCCUUCACCACUUCUUCCUUUAAUCCUAAUCUGAGGCGGAAACAUGCCUACGUACGUGCUAUACGGCAUAC